CGGACGUGAUUGAGAACUAGCAGUUCUGUGCAGUUUCUCGUUUCUUUAAACCGUGGUGAAGCCCAAAAGUGCCCAGAUGGAUGAUGUUCGUCACGUCAGCAGGAACAUGAUAAUAAUAGCCAUCAGGCAGCAAAUCAGACGCUACAUCGAGCUCGACUCUUCAGAUCACAUAUAACUCCUUUCCCCAGCGAGCCUCACAGAUGUUCUGUCGACUGGGAAGGAACGAGAGCGUUAACCUCGCCGGAGAGACGUUUUAAUCAGACCCUGAAGCGUUCAAGUGUGCAUUUGCUCACAUAUUGGCGAUGUUGGAGACCAUGGCUGGUGUAGAGCGCGUUUGAGGAGCUGUCAACUAGUGGCAUGCGUUUCAGAGGACAAAUUCAAGGCUAAGAGAGACCUCUAUAGCCUACCUGCAGUCUUCUUCAAACCACUGGAGAUAAUCAGAUAAAGUUUGUGAUGGAUUUCAAUGUGACCCCCACUGAGAACUCCAGUGAUGUGUUUAACUCAUCUCAACAUUUAAAUGCAGACACUGAUGAACAGUAUCACAAUGUUCUCAUGCCAAGCAUUUAUGGAGUCAUCUGCUUCGUCGGCAUUAUAGGCAACUGCAUCGUCAUCUACACCAUCGUCAAAAAAAAUAAAUUCAGGGCGCAACAGACAGUGCCUGACAUCUUCAUCUUCAGCCUGUCCAUCGCAGAUCUUUUGUUUCUUCUAGGGAUGCCGUUCCUCAUCCACCAGCUGGUGGGAAACGGUUCGUGGUGUUUCGGUGCUACCAUGUGCACCGUUAUCACAGCACUGGACUCCAACAGCCAGAUCGUGAGCACCUACAUUUUAACGGUCAUGACUUUGGAUCGAUACUUGGCCACGGUUCAUCCCAUCCGCUUCAACCACAUACGCACUCCAUGCGUGGCUGUGGCGGUGGUGGGCCUGGUGUGGAUCCUCUCACUGCUGUCCAUCACGCCGGUGUGGAUGUACGCCGGCCUCAUGCCCCUGCGGGACGGAUCGGUGGGAUGCGCUCUGCUCCUUCCCAAUCCGGCCACAGACACGUACUGGUUUACUCUCUACCAGUUUGUUUUGGCAUUCGCUUUGCCAUUGGUGAUCAUUUGCGUGGUCUUUUUCAAGAUCCUCCAGAACAUGGCCGCCACGGUGGCUCCACUUCCCCAGCACAGCCUUCGUGUGCGCACUAGAAAGGUUACUCGGAUGGCCGUUGCCAUAUGCCUGGCGUUUUUCAUUUGCUGGGCGCCUCAUUACAUCUUGCAACUGGCACAUCUGAGCGUGCAACGGCCCAGUUAUGCCUUUCUGUAUGCCUAUAAUGUCGCCAUUAGCAUGGGCUACGCCAACAGCUGCAUCAACCCACUGCUCUACAUCCUGCUGAGUGAAACCUUCAAAAGACAAUUCAUCGUAGCCAUCCGUCCGGCACACAAAGACUUUCGGGUUGAUCCGGCCGAGGGGAGUGUUAGUCUCCGCCUGGCCCCUGACGGACCGCAGCAGUCUCAGUCCUCCCGCGAGCUGCUGCCAGUUACUGUGGCUGUGCACUGAAACGGCACUGACUCAUGCUGAACUCAUUUUUUUGUGUUUCUAUAAUGAGCAUGAAGCUGAAAAGAUGUCUAUGAAGAGUCUUGCAGAAUUGCUCAUUAACAGUUUGUGGUUUGAAAUGGAUCUGUGAUGAUGCACAUUUUGCUUGGCAUAUUUUUGUGCGGUGAAAGAGGUAUGAAGUAUUUUUACAUUGCAGUGACUCAAUACCUUGCAUAGCAUUAACAGCCAUUUGUUUUCUGUAAAAUAUGGCUACUUGUAAGUCUCUUUUUCUUACCAAGGAUGCAUUCAUUUGACUUAUUUUGUCAAUUUAAAGCGAUAGU
Messenger RNA from Onychostoma macrolepis, 1850 nucleotides. RefSeq names its product melanin-concentrating hormone receptor 1b (gene mchr1b). Bases 454 to 1533 code for a protein of 359 amino acids. The transcript is spliced from 3 exons. Gene Ontology annotation, biological process: neuropeptide signaling pathway. The record is from RefSeq and is a predicted model, not a curated record. Gene Ontology annotation, cellular component: membrane; neuron projection. Gene Ontology annotation, molecular function: neuropeptide binding; melanin-concentrating hormone receptor activity. NCBI's taxonomy places the organism in Eukaryota, Metazoa, Chordata, Actinopteri, Cypriniformes, Cyprinidae.